GUGUAUGGAUGAUGUUUUCGCCGAGUUGAGCCGAGAAGUUUUGUCUGGAAGUGGAACACCACUUAACAAAGCAUUUGCGAAGAUGGGCUUCAGGCCAACUUACAAGCAGGGUUUUGCUGAUGAUUAUAAUUACACGGUCAAGGAUUUUUCAUCUCACCGACGGAGUGAUUUUGGGUAAAAUCAUUGAGUUGGUGACUGGAUGUCCACCUGGCAGCCUCAUCUCUCGCCUACGCAAUCCAGGGGGAGACCGUUUGAGAAAAAUUGGCAAUGUAAAAGUGUGCUUGCAAACUGCUUGCGAUAGAGGAGUAGACCUAGGAGCGGUAAAGGCAGAAGCAAUUACGGGAGCAAACAAGGAAGCGAUUUUGAAGGUUCUAUGGAGGUUGGUGGGAGUAUACGUGGGAGCAGAUGAGGAGCGCGAUUUACGACGAGCAUCUCUAGCACUGGCUCAUCAAAAUAACAAAUUCAAUCUUGGCGCUGUUCCCGAUGACAUCAGUGGAGAACAAUUCGUUCUUCACAUAUGCAAGCAAAUAGAUAAUAUGGGCCAACUGCGACUGCAAUUUAAACUGUUCCACAAACCGUUGUUUGGUUGGAAAGGUUCAUUCUUUUACACCAGUGGGUGUGAAAUGAUUUACGAUAUAAGAUGA
Messenger RNA from Cylicocyclus nassatus, 644 nucleotides. The record is from the annotation of a GenBank genome assembly. NCBI's taxonomy places the organism in Eukaryota, Metazoa, Nematoda, Chromadorea, Rhabditida, Strongylidae.